Aspergillus japonicus CBS 114.51 is the source of this 1089-nucleotide messenger RNA. Its product is annotated as putative O-methyltransferase. The coding region runs from base 1 to 1089 and encodes 362 amino acids. Gene Ontology annotation, molecular function: O-methyltransferase activity. Lineage: Eukaryota; Fungi; Ascomycota; Eurotiomycetes; Eurotiales; Aspergillaceae. The record is from RefSeq and is a predicted model, not a curated record. The transcript is spliced from 5 exons.
AUGCCGCUGCCACGCGCACCCUGGACGCUCGCAAAGACAGUCACUUCGGUUGCAGCGCUGGGGUUCGUGCCAGUGGCCAUCAAGUUCGGGUUGUUCGACAUUCUCGUGGAGAUUGGGAAACCUGCCCAGGGGAAAGAAGUUCUCAUGGCGUACCAGCACUCUGCCAACGGUGAUGAGAAGAAUAUACCCUACGACGCAUUGUACGCCAUGGCGGGACUCGGUUUGGUGGACAUGACAGUCAAGUGCGCCUACUCCGCCAACGACAUUACCAAGCAUUUAGUGCAUACACCCUCGGCUCAACACGGAGCGUUGCAUUUCACGACCGAAGCUCUCCUGGCGGGUGCAUUUCUCAUGCGUCGACUGGAGAGUGAUGGCUAUCAAUAUCCAUUCCAGGAGCUCCAGACACCAUUGCAGUUUGCAUACCAAAAGAUGGGGAAUGACGAGCUGGCCCAACAGCAUACGUAUGAUAUUAUGGCGGCUGAAGGACGAAUGGACAGCUUCAAUCGGUUCAUGGUGGGCAAGUUUAUGAAAACAGCCACCGCUCCGGAACGACUGGCACGGUUACGGUACGAUCUCGAACCAGUCCUCCAGGACGCCAGGUCUCGCCGCGUCAUCGCGAUGGUGGACAUCGGUGGCGGCCGCGGGGAAAUGAUGCUAGAAUUCAAGCAGGCUUUUCCCGACUUGACCGACAAGGAUCUGGUGGUGCAGGAGUUCAACCAAGAGAUCCGGGAGAUCCCCGGUCUCACACUGUCCACAUGGGACUACAAGGAUGAUGGCAGUAAGCAACCGAUUGAGGGGGCAGGAGUGUAUCACUUGGCACAUAUUCUGCACAAUCUCCCUGAUCUAGAUGCCGCACGCCUGCUGCAAAAGCUCUCGCAGGCUAUGCACCCACAGUCGCGCUUACUGAUCCAUGAGUUCACCAAGAAUGCCAACAAUGCAAAAAUACAUGCCAGUAUGAUAGCGUUGUUUGGGGGGCGAGAGAGAAGUGCGAGCGAGUGGCGCCAGCUGGCGGCGGUGGCAGGCCUCAGGGUCACCUUCGAGGCCUGUCCGGAGACAGGAGAGGGGCUUGUGGAGAUGAGAAAGCUUUGA